AUGACGGUCACCCUCCCACCCGAGCUAUGGAUGCACAUCUUCCGCUUGUCGACCAUCUCUCCGUUGACCUAUCGCCUCCGCGCAACCACCUACCACCCAUUCAAGACUGCACCCCUCAUCGCGCAGGACGAUGUUGAAGCACUCAAGACCAAGUCCGCGCUCAUCCUCGUGUGCAAGCAAUGGCGCGCGCUCGCGCUCGAUCUCCUUUAUGAGGACAUCUCACUCGGCCGCCCCGAGAGGCUGCCCAAGCUCCUCGCUGACAUUAAGGGAGACGAUAUAGACACUCCUGCAAGCGGACGGUGGGUACGCCGUGCAAACCUGCCUUACUCCAGCUCCGCGACAGUGACCCCGCGCCCGCUCGUCGCCGUACGCAUCCUGGAGUCAUGCCCCCGCCUAGAGGUCCUCAUCCGUAUAGGGCCCUUCCGACCCGAAGCCGACCUACGCUUCGAGUUCCCUACGGACUGUCCGCCACUACCCUCAUUGAAGCGGCUCGACUGGUGGCAUGUCAAUGAGGCCGCUCGCUCCGGCGGCAUCAACCGCCUGGGCGACGUCCUGCAAGCCGCGCCGAAUCUCGAGUACCUCUCGCUCGGCGGGUACCUCAUAUUCUGCCACAUGCAGCCUGCAGACAUAUCUCUGCCGCAGCUUACGACGCUCCGCAUCCUGCGCAUGAACGUGCUGUGUGUCGCGCAGACGUGCCGCUGGUCGAUGCCUGCUCUGCGCAACUUGAUUAUCGACACUGUCGAGGAUAUCGGCAUCAUGGACGGCUUCUGGGGGACGUUCGGCGAGCAGAUCCGCACCGUCGAGCUCGGACAUAGUCUCAGCUACUAUGUGUACGACACGCUCUCGUACAUCCUUCCCGGCUGCCCGCGCCUCGAGGUGCUGAACUACUACGUCCACUUCACUGCGGUGCCUACAGCACUGAGCAAGACGUCUAACACGCUCACCACUAUUGGUUUGCAUGCCCAUCCCAAUUUGUUGCUACCUCCGGAAAGCUCGGAAUACUGGAAACGCAUUCAGGACCACUUCGCCAUGCUUUGCGGGCCUUCGUUCUCUGCGCUGAAAAGGGUCAUACUAUAUGGGGCUUGGGACACGGUUAUAGACGACAUCCGAUACCCCUUCUUGAUUCAACCUCUGUUGGACCGUAAAUGUAGUAUCGAACGCGCCUCAGAUUGA
Postia placenta MAD-698-R-SB12 is the source of this 1173-nucleotide messenger RNA. RefSeq lists its product as hypothetical. Lineage: Eukaryota; Fungi; Basidiomycota; Agaricomycetes; Polyporales; Adustoporiaceae. The record is from RefSeq and is a predicted model, not a curated record. The transcript has a single exon. Bases 1 to 1173 code for a protein of 390 amino acids.